Oryzias melastigma (Indian medaka) is the source of this 2873-nucleotide messenger RNA. It is a transcript of the gene slc7a14a, whose product is annotated as solute carrier family 7 member 14a. Gene Ontology annotation, molecular function: amino acid transmembrane transporter activity. Lineage: Eukaryota; Metazoa; Chordata; Actinopteri; Beloniformes; Adrianichthyidae. Gene Ontology annotation, biological process: transmembrane transport; amino acid transport. Gene Ontology annotation, cellular component: plasma membrane. The record is from RefSeq and is a predicted model, not a curated record.
UGGGCUCGUUGCUAAGGAGAUGGCCGGCCCCGGUGUCAUUGUGUCCUUCAUUAUCGCCGCUGUGGCCUCCAUACUGUCAGGAGUCUGCUACGCAGAGUUUGGUGUUCGCGUGCCUAAGACCACGGGCUCCGCCUACACGUACAGCUAUGUGACGGUGGGCGAGUGCGUGGCCUUUUUUAUCGGCUGGAACUUAAUCCUGGAGUACCUCAUCGGCACGGCGGCGGGAGCGUCGGCCCUCAGCAGCAUGGCGGACUCUCUGGCCAAUCACAGCAUCAGUAACUUCAUGAUUUCACAUAUUGGAACGCUCAAUGGAUUGGGUAAAGGAGAGCAGUCCUACCCUGACCUGCUGGCACUCCUGAUUGCUCUGUUGGUGACGGUCAUAGUGGCUUUGGGAGUGAAGAACUCAGUCGGCUUCAACAACGUGCUGAACGUCAUCAACCUCAUAGUUUGGGUGUUCAUGAUGAUCGCAGGACUGUUCUUUGUCAACGGAGAGAAUUGGGAUGAGGGGAGAUUCCUGCCCUUUGGCUGGUCUGGGGUGAUGCAGGGUGCAGCUACCUGUUUCUAUGCCUUCAUUGGGUUUGACAUCAUUGCUACAACCGGAGAAGAAGCCAAAAGUCCCAACACCUCGAUCCCGUAUGCCAUCACUGCCUCACUCAUCACUUGUCUCACUGCUUACGUCUCGGUUUCUGUGAUACUGACUCUGAUGGUCCCAUACAAUGAGAUUGAUGCUGAUGCCCCAUUGAUGGAGAUGUUUGCAACACAUGGCUGUAUGUUCGCUAAGUAUAUUGUGGCGGUGGGAUCUAUAGCUGGACUGACUGUUUCUCUCCUGGGGUCCCUGUUUCCCAUGCCCAGGGUCAUCUACGCCAUGGCAGGAGAUGGCCUGCUAUUUAAAUUCCUGGCAAAUGUUUCUACGUACACAGAGACUCCUGCUGUGGCCUGUGUGGUUUCAGGAUUUCUGGCCGCCCUGCUCAGUCUUCUGGUCAGCCUCAGAGACCUCAUAGAGAUGAUGUCUAUUGGAACGCUGCUGGCCUAUACUCUUGUGAGCCUCUGCGUUCUGCUUUUACGUUACCAACCUGAGAGCGACAUUCACGGCUUCGUGAACUUUCUCUCUGAGGAGCAAAACAAGAAGAAAAAGGAAGGCGUGCUGGCUGAGUGUGAGAAGGACGCAUGCUCACCCACCAGUGAGACUGACGAAUAUGGAGGGGUGCCCACCAACACCUGUGGAGCCAAGAACCUGCCCUCGUUGGGCGACAACGAAAUGCUGAUCGGCAAACCAGAUAAAAACGCCUACACUGCAAGCCACCCCAACUACGGGACGGUGGACAUGACCACAGGCAUCGAAGCGGAGGAGUCGGAAGGAGGGAUGUCCCGACGGCUGAAGAAACUGAUUGGACCACGCUACUAUACUUUGAGGAUUCGACUUGGGCUCCCUGGGAAAAUGGACAGGCCAACUGCAGCCACAGGGAAAACCGUCACAGUGUGUGUGCUGCUGCUCUUCAUCCUGAACUUUGUUUUCUGCUCCUUCAUCAUCUUUGGGGCCAGCAGUAUUGGGGAAGGUCGUUGGUGGGCCUUACUACUACUAAUCCUCCUCAUCCUCUUCAUUGCACUUUUGGUCAUCAUCAUCCUCCAGCAGCCAGAGAAUCCAAAGCGAUUGCCGUACAUGGCUCCCUGUGUGCCAUUUGUUCCUGCUUCAGCUAUGCUGGUCAACAUCUACCUCAUGCUUAAGCUGUCUGCAAUCACCUGGAUACGGUUUUCCGUCUGGUGCUUCGUGGGGGUGCUCAUCUACUUUGGCUACGGCAUGUGGAAUAGCACACUGGAGAUCACGGCCAGAGAAAACGAGGUGCACGCAUCCACCUACCAGCGCUAUGACCAAGGCGUGGAUGAAGGCUUCUGUGGCUUUGACGACGACUUCUACCCGCCUACGACUGACGCCUGGAGCGCACCAGGGGAGGGGUCCAAGACCUCUCCCCCUAAAGCCAAACCUGAAAGCGAUGGCUUUGCAUCAACAGAUGGACCCAGAACCGUAGCUAACAAUGGCCUUGCAGAGGAGGAUCCGAUGGAUUUCUGAAGGGACUGACUCUGUUAACCUGAAUGUACUGCCUUGUCUGCUGCCUGGGGGGCGGGAGGGGAACGACGUGUGACUGCACAAACAACUGCGUGUGUGUUUGCAUGCCUGCAUGUGUGUGUAAGUGUUUGUAAAUCUGACCCUUGGGCUAGAUAGUUUCUGGGAAGUCGACCAGCUCGCUUUUUCCUGCAUUCAACAAAGCUUGCCACAGUAGAAGUGUGAACGCCAAGGCCAUGGGAGUCUUGAUAACUUCACCUACAGCUCGCUCAAUGAAGUCAACAACAACAACAUCCCACACAAAGAGAAGGCUGGUAAGAAAAGUGCAAACAAAGCACGAGAUAAGAUAGGCCGUGAAUCAGACGACAGAGUGUUCUGAACCACUUGUGAACUGAUUUCAGACAGAAAUAAUGCGACACUGGAGGCAUGAGUGUUAACAAGACGAGACCGAUGAAUCAGCAGCUCCUUUCCUGUUUCAAGCUGAGGCGGACAGAAAAGUUAGAUAACAACACGCCAUGCCCAGAUGACUUCCUGACCAGGUCUUUUUAUGAUCCUGUGUUAGGAAAAACACUCCAAAAUCAAAGCAUUGAAUACCUCUAACACCAUGCUUUUGUUUUUUAAAAAAAAUCUAGCCCAAGGGACUGAAAUGGAUUUGGAAAAAGGGUGUUGAUGUUUUCUGUGACAAAUAGUUUUUGGACUUUGCUUGCAAUAGUGCCUUCAUAUUCUGUAUGUGUCUGUGACUUUCUGGUUUUGUCUGUUUUCUACUUUCAUUCUUGCUUGUGUAAGUGUGUGGACAGGGUCUACUGUGGGU